CUGCAGCUGGCUCGCUCGCUCGCUCGCUCGCUCCCUCCCUCCCUUCGCCUGUAGGUUUAGUCAAGCAGCGAGCCGCCGGUGGGCCAGCGAGCCACCGAGGGCCCGAGCUUCGGACGCCAGCGCCCGCCUCCUGCCUUUGUUCGUUCGACUGUAUCAGCGGGCAGGCGCGGGAGCCCGGGCCGUGAGCUACCGCAACAUCAUGACAACAGAGAAGGGUUUAGUUGUUGAGGCUGAAAAUUCUCAGCACCAACAACAGAAGGAAGAGGGUGAGGGAGCCACAAACUCACACCAACAAGAAGCUCAGCUGGAAGAGGCUUCCCAGGCAGCUGAGGGAGAUAAUCAGUGUGAGCAGAAACUGAAAGCAUCCAAUGGAGACACUCCCACACAUGAAGACUUGACCAGGAACAAGGAACGAACAUCAGAAAGCAGGGGCCUGUCAAGACUGCUCUCCUCAUUUCUCAAAAGACCCAAAUCUCAAGUCUCUGAGGAAGAAGCCAAAGAGGCAGAGGCAGAAAAAGAAAAAGGAGAAGUAGGUCAGAAAGAGAUAGAAUUUGGAACCAGUCUUGAUGAAGAUAUAAUUUUAAAGGCCCCAAUUGCAGCUCCUGAACCUGAACUCAAAACAGACCCAUCUUUGGAUCUUCAUUCAUUAAGCAGUGCAGAAACACAGCCAGUUCAAGAAGAACACAGAGAAGAUCUAGAUUCUGAAACUAAAGAAGGAGAAGAAAUUGAAGAGUGUUCCAAAACAGAAGUAAAAGAAAAUCCUGAAUCGAAAGCAGAAAGAGAAUUAAAAGCUUCCCAGAAAUCAGUCAGAAGGCACAGAAACAUGCACUGCAAGAUUUCUUUAUUGGACGACACUGUUUAUGAGUGUGUUGUGGAGAAACAUGCUAAAGGUCAAGAUUUGCUUAAACGAGUAUGUGAGCACCUCAAUCUUUUGGAGGAAGACUACUUUGGUCUGGCCAUUUGGGAUAAUGCAACCACUAAGACAUGGCUGGAUUCUGCCAAAGAAAUAAAAAAGCAGGUUCGAGGUGUCCCUUGGAAUUUCACAUUUAAUGUAAAGUUUUACCCACCUGACCCAGCACAGUUAACAGAAGACAUAACAAGGUAUUACCUAUGUCUUCAGCUUCGUCAGGAUAUCGUUGAAGGACGUCUGCCCUGUUCCUUUGCAACCUUAGCAUUACUAGGUUCUUACACCAUCCAGUCUGAGCUGGGAGACUAUGAUGCAGAACUUCAUGGUGUGGAUUAUGUUAGUGAUUUUAAACUGGCUCCCAAUCAGACCAAGGAACUUGAAGAGAAGGUCAUGGAACUACACAAAUCAUACAGGUCCAUGACUCCUGCUCAGGCUGACUUAGAAUUUCUUGAGAAUGCCAAAAAGUUGUCUAUGUAUGGAGUUGAUCUUCAUAAAGCAAAGGACUUGGAGGGAGUGGAUAUCAUCCUAGGUGUCUGCUCUAGUGGCCUUUUGGUUUACAAAGAUAAGUUGAGAAUUAACCGUUUUCCUUGGCCCAAAGUGCUAAAGAUUUCCUACAAACGUAGCAGCUUUUUCAUCAAAAUCCGGCCUGGAGAGCAAGAACAGUAUGAAAGUACCAUUGGAUUCAAACUUCCUAGUUACCGAGCAGCUAAGAAAUUAUGGAAAGUCUGUGUUGAGCAUCACACAUUUUUCAGGUAUUGUUUUCCUUUAAGGAUUUCAGCAGCUGCUGACUCAACAGACAGAAGUCCUCGACCCACCUCUGCCCCAGCCAUUGCUCAGAGUCAGGUCACAGAGGGCAUUGUACCAGGAGCAUCUGACAAAAAAACACAGAAGGAAACAGUGAAGGCUGAAGUGAAAGAAGAGCCACCUGAGCAAGCUGAGCCAGAGCCCACAGAGGCGUGGAAGGUGGAAAAAACCCACAUCGAGGUCACAGUACCUACCUCAAACGGUGACCAAACACAGAAGCUUGCAGAAAAAACUGAAGAUCUGAUAAGAAUGAGGAAGAAAAAGAGAGAGAGACUAGAUGGUGAAAACAUUUAUAUCAGACAUAGCAAUUUAAUGUUGGAGGAUUUAGACAAGAGUCAAGAAGAGAUCAGAAAACAUCAUGCCAGUAUCAGUGAGCUGAAAAAGAACUUCAUGGAGUCUGUACCAGAGCCACGGCCCAGCGAGUGGGAUAAACGCCUGUCUACGCACUCGCCCUUCCGAACUCUUAAUGUCAAUGGGCAGAUCCCCACGGGCGAAGGACCUCCUCUGGUAAAGACUCAGACAGUCACCAUCUCAGAUACAGCCAAUGCUGCAAAAAGUGAAAUCCCAACCAAAGACGUCCCCAUUGUCCACACUGAGACCAAGACCAUCACUUAUGAGGCUGCCCAGACUGAUGACAGCAAUGGUGACUUGGACCCAGGAGUCUUGCUGACAGCUCAGACCAUCACAUCUGAGACCACAAGCAGUACCACCACAACUCAGAUUACCAAGACCGUAAAAGGUGGGAUUUCAGAGACCCGGAUUGAAAAGAGAAUUGUGAUCACAGGAGAUGGCGAUAUUGACCAUGACCAGGUCCUUGUACAAGCUAUCAAGGAAGCAAAGGAGCAGCAUCCGGACAUGUCAGUGACCAAGGUGGUUGUCCAUCAAGAGACUGAGAUCUCUGAGGAAUGAGCUCAGGAACUAUCCUACCCCAACUCCCUGCCUUCCCUAUGCCCAAGACAAACCAGCGAAAUGCUAAAGAAGCCAGCCUGCAAGUCAGACUCCAGACUUUCAAGAUCAUUCUAGACCACCAGAAAAUUUACUUUGUUUUCUAUUUGGAAUUUAUAUCGAGAUUCUUCUAGAUAUCAUUGAUCCUUUUCAAGAUCUUUUUCUAUAUUGUGAUACCAGAAAUUGUUCCACUUUUCACUCUAUGAACCAUUUUUGAAGAGUUUUUUGGGUUUUUUUAAUGGGAUAAUUUGUAACCCAUUCAACCUAGGCUCUCCUCACUGAUCCUCAACCCAGGUACUGAAAGGGUCUACAGAUUUCAGGACAUCCUUCAGAGACUCUGUCAACUAUGUUGGAGGCCAAAGUCAAUUCCCUGGGAUGCCCCUCUUCCCCAAGUUUUACCCUUUGAUGACAGCAGAGACUUCAUGAACCAGUUCUUUCUCAAAGCCAACCAUAAAAUGUCACCAGCAUGUU
Molecule: messenger RNA, 3127 nt
Organism: Dipodomys ordii (Ord's kangaroo rat)
Lineage: Eukaryota; Metazoa; Chordata; Mammalia; Rodentia; Heteromyidae
Gene: Epb41
Product: erythrocyte membrane protein band 4.1
Exons: 20
Coding region: 200-2620 (806 amino acids)
Biological process (GO): cortical actin cytoskeleton organization
Cellular component (GO): plasma membrane; cytoskeleton
Molecular function (GO): actin binding; structural molecule activity
Source: RefSeq, a predicted model, not a curated record